This is a messenger RNA of Maylandia zebra (zebra mbuna), 2278 nucleotides long. Lineage: Eukaryota; Metazoa; Chordata; Actinopteri; Cichliformes; Cichlidae. The record is from RefSeq and is a predicted model, not a curated record.
GCUGAGGCUAUUCGAGAUUCACAUUCUCACGGACUGGGGAUGUGAGAGAGCCCGACGAGAUGGAGACCUUCAUCCAUCUUUAUCUGAAUGAUCUUGGGAGUCACGCCAAGAUGUGACUGUCACGGCGCGUCAUAGUUUGGAGGCUCUACAAUACUUGUUUCCAUAGCAACAGAAAUAUCAGAAUAUCCAAAAAAGUCCCAUUCCCACAAUGCAGUCCUCUCAGCCGCCGAAACCGCGGCGCUUUGACGUCAGCAGACGGACCAAUAACUUAGCUGCACCAAAGUCUCACGGCCCUGGGUUUCAGAGGGAGGAUAAAAACAUGAACACAAUCACCACGCCGUCCCCACGCCGGGCCACCAAGGGUCCCACUGCUCCCUCCAGGACCAGAGUGGGCGUACAGCCUCGAGCUCCAGUAAGCCAGUCCAGGUUAAGCUCACAGAAACAGGGUUCUACUGUCUCUAAACUAGCUAAACCCAAACCCAAGAAUGCCCGUGCAUCUGCAGCAACUCAAAUUGUACCCGCACCGGAUCCGCCUCCUCCGCUUCCCUCAGUUCUUCCUGUUGACCCGAACUGCAACGAGCCGAGCCUCCCGUGUCUAUGCUGUGAUGGCCGAUCCCCGCAGGACAACAACAGCAUGUUCAACCACAACCACAACAACAACAACACCAUCUCCCUCAGACAUCAACUGCAGCUACCGCCUCCACCGGCCCCGAUGCCCCUGAGGCAGGAUGGGACCGGGGCCAAGGAGCAGGCACAGGCAAAGGCCCAGAUGGAAAUUUCUGCCUGCCCUGCUGCCAGUCUGGAAAAUGAAGAGAAGAUUUCAGAUGAAAACACUGAAGUAGACAAUAAGAAAAAUGCAAAGGUGGAGGAAGAUGAUGAGGAAGAGAGCAGCGGGGAUAUUGAGAUUGAUGAUGAAGAGGACGAUAACGAUGACGAUGAAGAUGAUGACACCCUGGUCCCCUCGUGCUGCGACUGUCCCCCCUCCCUCCUGGAGUUCUCGCUCUCCUCUUCUACCUCCUCUUCCUCCACUUCCAUCAGCUCCUGUUCUGAUCUGGAGUCUGACUGUGCCGAUCAAUCUGCCUCCAUCUGCUCUUCCCAAGAUCAAGACAAUCUGUCCGUCUCUCUUUCCUCCAAAGACCACUCUCUCCUACAAGGCCCUGAUAGCAAGCCUCCUGCUCGCUCACCUCCAUCCCUCCUUCUGAACCGAAAUCCCUUCUGUUUAACAUCUCAUUCCCCGAGUCCACCUUGCUCCCCAGAUGAGGGUUACCCUUCUGCGCUUGACUCACCUUCCCCUGACUACUUAGGAGUCAAAGAUGAUUCUGAGGUCACCAAAUUAGGCUUGCUUGACUUUCUAGAAUCGGUCGGAGAAUUUGGGAAAAUGGAGCGGUUCAGCCAGGUGAUCCAAGUGGCUCGCUGGGAUCUGGACGGGGAACAGCACUGGGAUGUUCUGCGGGAUCGCUUAGAUCACCUGGAUCGCUUGGAAAAGGUGAACAGGGAAGUAAAACUGACCUACAUUGCCAGACUCCACGAGAAGGGACUUGAUCUUGGAGAUCUGGAUGAGCAGGACCUUUCAGAUGUCAUGGAUGAAAUGGGCAACAUUGACAUUCCCUGGAAGCUGUAUAAAACACAUGAUGGAACGAUGGGAGAAUCUCAGGAGUUUUCCGAUGCCGGGGUCGACUUAACCGCUCCGUCAGACUGUGAAGAUCCCCUCGUUCCAGAUUCCCUCACACCUUCCCCUGUUGAACCGCCACCUAGACCCCCAAAACCUCCAGCGCGACAUGCCAGCGUGAGCUCGGACCUCCACACCUACAUAAAUAUCAGCAGAGAGACCACCUCCAUUGCUGUUUCCACCUCUCCUACAUUGUCUACCUUCUCACCUAACUCCUCAUCCCCCACAUUCACCACUUUUAGGUGUGAGAAAUCCCUACCUUCAUCUCCACCAUCCAUUCCUCCUCUCCCUGCUUCUAAGCCAGUUCCUUACCUCACUCUGUAUACCACCCCUUCUCCACCUCCCUCUAUCCCCACCCCAACACCUCCUAUCCCUCCACCUCGAAAGCGACACCUCGCACGGAAGGAAGCGCAGCGCCUCGCGGCUCUUCAAGCCGAACAGGAAAAGACCCCCAUGUCCCUCCCCCCACCUACCACCCGCCCCCACCACUCCCUCCUCCACCUGUUAUCUCAGUCUCCUCUUCCUCUCCUCCUGCCAUACCACCUCCACCUGCGCUGCCUCCUCCACCAUCCUUCCACGCAUUGGAUGUAGAGAUUCGGAAACUGCUCA